This is a messenger RNA of Sabethes cyaneus, 3257 nucleotides long. RefSeq names its product synapse-associated protein of 47 kDa (gene Sap47). The record is from RefSeq and is a predicted model, not a curated record. Lineage: Eukaryota; Metazoa; Arthropoda; Insecta; Diptera; Culicidae. The transcript is spliced from 10 exons. Gene Ontology annotation, cellular component: synapse; cytoplasm. Bases 255 to 1670 code for a protein of 471 amino acids.
ACGGUGAGAGCAAGUCGUUUUUGCCAAAAGUGCAAGAAAUUCACAGAAAUAAUUUGUAAAAAUCAGUAGUUCACGAUAGUACAUCGAAAUUAUUCAAAAAAGGGCGCACAUGAAAAGUGAGCAGGUCAAAAAAUAUAGUGAAUGAUUUUCACUUUCGUGUGACGUUAUAUAAAUUUUCUGCAAAGAAGGUCUACGGAUUUUAACAAAGUGUUUUCAGUAGGGUUAAAGAAAAUUCAAAAAACGUUACAGUGAAUAUGUUUUCCGGAUUAACUAAUCAAGUCAGCUCAUGGAUCGGAGCGGCUAAAGGUGAACCUCAGGAUGAAGAGGUUCCAACACCUCCGAACUCUGCAGCCACAGCAACAACAGCCUCGGCUCCUGCUGCGGCUUCGGACACAGCACCAGUUCCCACGGGAGAUGAAGGUGACAAAAGCCCAACAAAAACUGGUGUAUUCUCAGGAGUGUCGUCAAAGGUAACAGGUUGGCUCGGAAAUGCAUCUAUACCUUCAAUGCCAGCAAUGCCAUCCAUGCCAACGGUUUCAAUGCCAGCAAUGCCUGCCAUGCCUUCUAUGCCAUCCAUACCAGGUUUACGGAAGGGUAACCAAACAGACGAAAAUGGAGGCAUUGCUAAUGAAGGCCUGGCCACAUCGCCCGAUAAGACGAAUCAAGGUACCACUGGUAUGACGGACGCUGCCGAUGAGGAAGACCGGUCCAGGUAUAUUAGUGCUACAGGCGGGGCAGAUUCUCGUCCUGCAACCGGUCCAGGAACGCCAACGGAAGAAAACGCCGGGCAAAUCGGACAAGUCACCCACAAAGUGACAGCAGGAGCCAAAUCGAUUGGCUCUUUUCUGUAUUCAUCAUUCAACAAAGCUGGAGACAAAAUUAAACACUUGAAGGAUAAUACUAUUCUAGGUGAAUUUAAUAAAGAACAGGAAGCAUUUAUCAAGAAUCAGCAGGGUUCCGGUGAACCGGGCGCAUGUCCUUGGACUGGUCAUGCAAAUGAGGCCAAAAUCAAGGAGGAAAUUCUUAGUCUUUCUGCGGAUCGUCGGAACUUCGUCCGUGCGCCGCCAGCUGGAGUUGAGUUUGAAUUUGACUAUGAUCGUUUGUACCCAGUCGCACUUGCCAUUAUGAAUGAGGACAAGGAACUAGAAAAAAUGCGAUUUGAGUUGGUACCUAAAAUCAUAACGGAAGAAAACUUUUGGCGCAACUAUUUCUACCGUGUCUCACUGAUAUGUCAAGCUGGAGACUUAGGCACGCUGGGCGACAACAAUGAAUUUGUUAGGCGAGGAGCUAGCGAAGAUACGGAGGAAUCAGUAACAAGUCAAAAAAGGCCUACAAUAUCUGCAGCAGUUGGUAGCAGCAGCGAAAAAUCAGCAGUGGUAAAAGAUGCAACCGAGUUUGUCUCAGAUUCAUUCAAAACUACAAAAGCUGACCUUGAAGAGGUACAAGAAAGUAUUAAAAAACUAGGCAUCGACACCCUCGCUAAGCAAGCGAAUGAAAGCAUCAGUCACUGCAGAACCGAGAAAGGUGGUGAGUCAACUGUAGAAGAGCAAUGGGAGAAGGAUCUGGAAGCGGAAUUACAGGAUUACGAAGUAGUGAAUGAUGGAACGGACCGUACUAAUUGGGAAAAGGAUGUCGACGAGCUGUUAGAUGAUGAAACCGAUUUAAAAUAAAACGAAUGUUUCAAUCAGUUGCUUUGUAACGUGAUGAACUGCACUGUAAAUAAAUGAAAGCGUAAUAUUUAAUUAAUACGAUAUUUAAGUAAACUUAGUUAAUGAUUAUUUUUUUCUCAUGACUGCAAGAUUAUGAUUUAAGAUUAUUUGUUUUUAAUCAAAGAAAAAAAAUCAUUUUGGGUUUCGAUUACAAUUUUUUUGAUUUUCUUGAUUAAUUUUUGUUUAUUUUAUCGCUUAUUCAGGAAAAUACAUCAUCUUACAAAGUAAUUGAGGUGCGAGUCAUAAACAGGAACGGCCACUCGGCAAGAUAAAAUAGUUAUCAAUGUACAUUGAUGUGCAAAACAACAUGAAGUCUAGUAUCCAACUCCUAAAAACAAUGAUAAUAUGAUACCAAUUCUGUUUCAGUCAUUUUAUGAAGUAUAUCUGUGCUAUACAAAUCAUAAAAAAUAGCUUACUUCAGUCCUCGCAGUCAACCGAUAAAUCGAAGGCCAUUUCUCCCAAGUAGCUUAAGCAAGUAUGUACUGUUUGUGAGCUACAUAAAAUUGCCGAAAGAAACCGUAGGUAAAAAACUGGUCAUAAGAUCCUUUAAAACCCACAAAACUGGAAAGAAAAAUAAAAUUACAUUUUCCUAAACUAAAAUUAUCAAUAUAUUUGAGAAUGGAAAACCAAUACAAAUAAAAAAUCCUAACAAACCCUCAAUGUGAAUUAAAAAGUACUGGACAGAAAUAUUGUAUGUAUAAAUUGCUCUAUGAAUAUCCAUUGCAGGUUAUUUUCGAGAACUAGACUAUCGUGUACGUUUAUCACAGUUACUGUUUUCAUAACGCCAAUAAACAAUCAAAAGUUCGUUAAAAGUUAUUGGCGUUAAACUGAAUAUCUUCAUUUCAAUUAUCUUCAUCUAUUGUAUCAUAUUUCGUAAUAUUUGAUCAAUUACCAAUUGUUGUUUUUGUUUUUCUUCGAUGCAUUUAUUUUCUGCUAUAUUAAAAUAUUACGUAUAACUUCAGAAUCUUCCAGUACAUCCAUUUAGUUUCAACCUAUGGAAGUUUAAAAGGAGUUUUUCGAAUCGAUCAUAUUUGCUUUAACUAAAAGAAAAUUAUACAAACAAACCCAGAUAUCAACUAUUUAAGAGAUAACAUCGCAUCCUAAAAAGAAUCUACGUGACAGACAAGAAAAUGUUUUUCCAUUUCAUAUAAUUCCGGUUUACAGUAAAAAUAAAAAACGCUGCAUGAAAUGUAUUGAAAAAAUAUUAUUGCCUCUUGAAAGAGUGAAAAUGAAAAUAUAACAGCUUAAUUAGAUUGGCAAAUAUGAUGGUAUAAUGCUAACCAAAACUAAGCCAGGGUAGUAUUAUAAACAUUCAAAAUCAAGUUUUCUGUUACGCCUUGAACAUUCUUCGUAUUCCGACAGCCGAGAAAAAAGACGGUACACCAAUAAUUUUAAUCUACAUUUCCUUUGAAACUGUCAAUACGAUUAUUUAAUACGUUUGAAAUGAAAUAUAUACAUAUUACGAUAUACUACCGAAUAUUGAGCAUAGCUAUGUGUAAGGAAUCCAGUAAUAACAGAAAAUAAAUAAAACAGAGGGAUAUUGUGAAU